AUGGCCAAACCUAUUAUCUUUGUCAUUGGAGCAUCAGGCAAUAUUGGAAGUGCUACAAUACAAGCCCUCUCCACCAAAUAUGCUGACAAGCUAGAAAUCCGUGCAGGUGUCCGAAAUCCAGACAAGCUGACAAAAUUAAAUUGCCUGAGUCCACAAUUGUCCAGGCAGAAAUGGGGGCAAAAGGAGAAACUCAAGGAAACAUUGAAGGGAGUCGAUGCUCUCUUUAUUGUCACUGCAGGAGGAAUUUCCUUAAGCUUACUCUGUUCUCAUUUCGAAAUGGCCAACCUAUUAUCUUUGUCAUUGGAGCAUCAGGCAAUGUCGGAAGUGUACCAUACAAGCCCUCUCGCCAAAUAUGCUGACAAGCUGGAAAUCCGUGCAGGUGUCCGAAAUCCGGACAAAGCUGACAAAAUUAAAUUGCCUGGAGUCACAAUUGUCCAGCAGAAAUGGGGGCAAAAGGAGAAACUCAAGGAAACAUUGAAGGGAGUCGAUGCUCUCUUUAUUGUUACUCCAGGAGUUGAGAAUAGAGGACCUUGGCCAUUGCAAAGCAGAGAAGCAGCUAAAGAAACUGAUGUCAAGUUUAUUCUUGUUGUUAGUGUUCUUACCAACAGUCUCACAGAUACUAUUUUUGGUCGACAGUUUACUGAACUUGAAGGAAAGGUCUCUUCACUCGGAGUACCUUAUGCAUUCCUUCGUCUUCCACUUUUUGUUGACAACAAACUGGGGAUCCAAAGAUACCAUUCAGGGCCAGUCUACCUUUUAUGGUCCCUUAGUCCAGACAAACCUUUCACUCCAGUUGUAGUUGAAGAUGCUGGUAACGCAGCAGCCGUCAUUCUCUCUGACUACACUAAACACACCAAUAAAACCUACUCUGUUGUUAGUGAUCGAUACACUCAUAGCGAUCUUGCUAAAGCUUUCACUGAGGGCUCUAGGAAGAGAAUUAAGUAUGUCCAAGUACCUUAUGAUGCCUGCAAAAGGCGUUUUUUAGGAAAAGGCUAUCCAGAGUGGCAAGUCGAUGGUAUCUUAGAGAUAUUUAAACUAAUUGAUAAUGAUUCAUGCCCCCCUGUAAAUAACCAAGCAGAUUUAAGUGUCUACAAGACUCUUACAGGAGAGGAACCUACAUCAAUAAAGGCUUG
Molecule: messenger RNA, 1133 nt
Organism: Gigantopelta aegis
Lineage: Eukaryota; Metazoa; Mollusca; Gastropoda; Neomphalida; Peltospiridae
Product: NAD(P)H azoreductase-like
Source: RefSeq, a predicted model, not a curated record